GUCGGAGGAGGCCGAGGAGCGGGAGCGAGGGAGGCGGCGAUGGAGGUGGCGGGGCAGGACAGCGACUGGCGCAGCGCCGCCUUCCGGCAGAAGCUGGUCAGCCAGAUCGAUGACGUGAUGAGAAAAGCCGGCGUGGCCCACAGUAAGUCGAGCAAGGACAUGGAGAGUCACGUGUUCCUGAAGGCCAAGACCCGGGAGGAAUACCUUUCUCUGGUGGCCCGGCUCAUCAUCCAUUUCCGAGACAUCCAUAACAAGAAGUCUCAAGCUUCAGUUGCCGAUCCCAUGAACGCGCUGCAGAACCUAACGGGGCCCCCCCCAGCAGGAGCCCCCGGGAUCAGCAUGGCGACGCGUGGUCCAGGGCAAUCCCUAGGAGGGCUCAGCGGGCUUGGCGCCGUGGGCCAAGGAAUGACCCUGUCGGGGCAGCCUCCCCCCGGCACCUCCGGAAUGGCUCCUCACGGCCUCUCUGUUGUCUCGGCCGCCACCCAGCAAACCCAACUUCAGCUGCAGCAGGUGGCUCUCCAGCAGCAGCAGCAGCAACAGCAGCAGCAGCAGCAGCAGUUUCAGCAGCAGGUGGUCUUGCAGCAGCAGCAGCAGCAGCAACAGCAGCAGCAGCAGCAGCAGCAGCAGCAGUUCCAGGCCCAGAAUGCCAUUCAGCAGCAGUUUCAGGUGGCGGCCGCGGCCGCCGUGGCCGCCCAGCAGCAACAGCAGCAGCUGCAGGCAGCCCAGCAGCAGCACCUCAUGAAACUGCACCAUCAGAACCAACAACAGAUCCAGCAGCAACAGCAGCAGCAGCAGCUACAACGAAUCGCUCAGUUUCAGCUGCAGCAGCAGCAGCAACAGCAGCAGGCAGCUCUGCAGGUACAGCAGCAACCGAUGCAACAGCAGCAGCAGCAGGCCAUGCAGCAGCAGGCCCUGCAGCAGCAGCAGCAGCAGCCGCCCCCGUCCUCUCAAGCGAUGCAGCAACAGCUGCAGCAGAUGCACCAGCAGCAGCAGCAACAGGCGGCCCAAGGCCAACAGCCGCAACUCCCCCCGCAGGCCCAGACCCAGCCGUUGGUCAACCCCGCUCAGGCCAUCUCCGGGCAGAUGCUGUUCACCAAACAGCAGAUCCAAGCCAUGCACGUCAGAGCUCAUAUAGUGCAGCAGCAGCAGCAGGCGCAGCAACAGCAGCAGCAAGUCCAGCAGCAGCAGCAGCAGCAACAGGCGGCGGUGGCCGCGGCCGCGGCCGCAGCCGCCCAGGCGGCCCAAGCUGCCCAGAUCGUAGCCUCCGGCGGCCAGAUGAUCACCGCAGCUAUGGCCCGAGGUGGGAUGCAAAUCAGACCACGGUUCCCACCCGCCACCGCGCCAUCCACCACGCCACCAAGCACCAUCCCUUUGGGCGGACAGCAGAUGCCCCAGGUCGGCCAGAACAGCAUGCCCAUGAUGUCAUCACCUUCCCCCGUCCAGCAAGCCCAGACGCCCCAGUCGAUGCCACCGCCGCCCCAGCCGUCCCCCCAGCCCGGGCAGCCGACCUCCCAGCCCAACUCCAAUGUCAGCUCGGGCCCGGCCCCAUCUCCCAGCAGUUUCCUGCCCAGCCCCUCCCCGCAGCCGUCCCAGAGCCCGGCCGCCGCCCGCACCCCACAAAACUUCAGCGUCCCGUCACCGGGGCCCCUCAACACGCCGGUCAAUCCGAACUCGGUGAUGAGCCCGGCCAGCGCCAGCCAGUCUGAGGAGCAGCAGUACCUGGAGAAGCUCAAACAGCUGUCUAAGUACAUCGAGCCUCUGCGCCGAAUGAUCAACAAAAUCGACAAGAACGAAGAUCGGAAGAAGGAUCUGAGCAAGAUGAAGAGCCUCCUGGACAUCCUGACGGACCCUUCCAAACGGUGCCCGUUGAAGACGCUACAGAAGUGUGAGAUCGCCCUGGAGAAACUGAAGAACGACAUGGCUGUGCCCACCCCACCUCCGCCGCCGGUGCCGCCGACCAAGCAGCAGUACCUGUGCCAGCCCCUUCUGGACGCAGUCCUGGCCAACAUCCGCUCCCCGGUCUUCAACCACUCCCUGUACCGCACCUUCGUGCCCGCCAUGACCGCGAUCCACGGCCCCCCCAUCACCGCCCAGGUGAUCGCGCCACGGAAGCGGAAGCUGGAAGAGGACGAGAGGCAGACCAUCCCCAAUGUCCUUCAGGGGGAGGUGGCGCGGUUAAACCCCAAAUUCCUGGUGAACCUGGACCCCUCGCACUGCAGCAACAACGGCACCGUCCAUCUCAUCUGCAAACUGGAUGACCGGAACCUGCCGAGCGUCCCGCCCCUGGAGCUCAGCGUCCCGGCCGACUACCCGGACCAGAGUCCCCUCUGGAUAGACAAGCAGUGGCAGUACGACACCAACCCGUUCCUGCAGUCGGUGCACCAGUAUAUGACCUCCAAGCUGCUGCAGCUGCCCGACAAGCAUUCCGUCACCGCGCUCCUCAACACCUGGGCCCAGAGCAUCCGGCAGGCCUGCCUGUCCGCCGCCUGACCCCCGCCCCGGGCCGGCAGCCGGGCUCUCCCCUGGGGCCGCGGGGCCUGGAGCGCCGGACCCCGCGGCCUCGCACUGAUCUGUCUUCUGGGGGCCCGGUUCUAUUGCGGAGCGCGUCUGCGGUCAGACGUCACGCUCCUGCUUUUUUCUCUUCUGCCCCCUGCCCAGAGCACGGUGUAUAUUUGAUUUCCCAGGCGGGGGUAUUUGGAGGGCGGCCUCGUUGUUCCCGUAGAGAGGAGCUGAUGUGUAGACUUCCGCGGGGAGUCGGAUCAGGUUGUGGGGGUUGGGGGGGAAGCAGGUCCACGUCCUCAUCUGUCCCGCCGUCGGUCCUCCGCCGGGGUGGUCAGCGUCCCUCCUCCUGCACCCUCCCCGGGCCCCCCCCGAGUCACCUUGGGAAGGAGGCAGCUCCCGGACAGGGCAUUCCGGCGUGUCCGUGGGAACGGCCUGGAGGUAACGACCUGUUACGGUGGGGUGGCACCUCCCUAACACCGUUCCUUCGCCCCAAGUCGUCCCCACGUCCCCGGCGCGACUGGCCGGGCGGGUCCUCUGUGGCCCCCGGACGGCCGCCGACACGGGGUGGACGCCCCGCUCGCCUCGCACCCGCAGACGGGGACGCCGGGGUUUCAGAGCCCUGCCCUUCCGUCGCGGGGAUCUCAGGGAGGCUUCGGUCCUGCAGGGUACCUGGCGGAGUCCCCUUACUCACCGCGGGCUAGUACCGGGGCAUAAGGGCACGGCCAGGGUGAGCCCCCCAUGACGUCAUCAGGUCUAGGAGGAAGCGCGGCAGGGAGGAAUCGACAUUUAUUACAUGCACUAAUACAUUUCUUUGAUCGGAUCACAAUAAAACAGUUACUUCUGGGUCCAACGCUGA
This is a messenger RNA of Ornithorhynchus anatinus (platypus), 3358 nucleotides long. Its product is annotated as mediator of RNA polymerase II transcription subunit 15. Gene Ontology annotation, biological process: regulation of DNA-templated transcription. The transcript has 19 exons. NCBI's taxonomy places the organism in Eukaryota, Metazoa, Chordata, Mammalia, Monotremata, Ornithorhynchidae. Bases 40 to 2490 code for a protein of 816 amino acids. The record is from RefSeq and is a predicted model, not a curated record. Gene Ontology annotation, molecular function: transcription coregulator activity.